Molecule: messenger RNA, 1341 nt
Organism: Entrophospora sp. SA101
Lineage: Eukaryota; Fungi; Glomeromycota; Glomeromycetes; Entrophosporales; Entrophosporaceae
Source: the annotation of a GenBank genome assembly
AUGAUUGUAAAAAAUAUUCCCACUUCAUUACCAGAACAGAUUCUUAAAGUUCGUAAUCAAAGUGUACAAUACAAAUUAAGAGAUAAGACAAGACAAUUUAUUGAUUUUAUGCGUAUCACUAUCAAUGGUGGUAGGGGUGGUGAUGGGUGUAUAUCAUUUCAUCGUGAAAAAUAUGUUGACAAAGGCCCACCUGAUGGUGGUAAUGGUGGUAGAGGUGGUAAUGUGAUUUUUGUUGCAUCAUCAAAUCAUUCAUCACUACAUACCGUUCCCAAAAAUAUAAAAGGUGGCAGCGGAGGUCCCGGUAAAGGUCGUUUAAGGCACGGAUUAUCUGGAAAAGACGUAAUGAUAAACAUACCUUUAGGAACAAUCGUAAAAGAGGUUGAUCCUCCACAGAGAAAACUCUCUAGCAAUGAUGACGACGACGAUAAUAAUAUUAUUAAUGAGGAUGAUAAAAAACUUGACGAGGAAGCUUCACUUGCACGAAAAAGAGCUGAUAUAUGGGUGCAUUAUCCUCGCUAUGAAACACAAAAUCCUUUAGGCUCUUUUUUCUUGGAAGCAGAGAAAUUACUCCAAUCAGAAUCUCGUAAGAAAAAAAAACUCAACGAUAAAUUGUAUCUAGACGUCUCGACUCCAAAUGUUCAACAUGUAGUUGCACAAGGCGGCUCGGGCGGUAAAGGAAAUCCACAUUUUUUAACAAGCGCGAAUCGCUCGCCCAAGUUUGCAACACGUGGUCAACGAGGUCAAGUCAAAUAUUUAGAAUUGGAACUUAAAACAAUAGCGGAUGCGGGUCUUGUAGGUUUGCCUAAUGCUGGUAAAAGCACAUUCCUCACUGCUGUCUCCAAUGCACAUCCAAAAAUAGCUGCUUAUCCUUUCACAACGCUUAAUCCCUAUAUCGGAACUGUUGAUUAUAAUGACAAAUUUCAAUUGACCAUUGCCGACAUUCCUGGUUUAAUUCGUGGCGCACAUAAAAAUAUUGGUUUGGGUCAUUCGUUUUUACGACACGUGGAAAGAUCAAAAGUUUUGGUGUAUGUGAUAGAUUUGUCUGGCGAAAGUCCAUGGAAUGAUUUAACUAUUUUACAAAAUGAAUUGGAAUUAUAUAAUAGUGUUCUAACAAAACGUCCUUCGCUGAUCAUAGCCAAUAAAGCUGAUGUCACCGAAGUAGCUAAAAAAAAUCUGCCAAUACUUGAAUCAAAAGUUAAAGAAAUUGAAAAACAGCUUGACCAACAAUUUAUCGUUGUGCCCAUUUCAGCAAAAUAUCGUAAAAAUAUUCAUAAAGUAACUUCAUUACUAAGAAGCACAGUUGAAGAUUUUAAAAACAAUGAAUCAGAUGUGACAGCUUGA